This is a messenger RNA of Daldinia loculata, 723 nucleotides long. RefSeq lists its product as uncharacterized. The record is from RefSeq and is a predicted model, not a curated record. The coding region runs from base 21 to 554 and encodes 177 amino acids. The transcript is spliced from 2 exons. Lineage: Eukaryota; Fungi; Ascomycota; Sordariomycetes; Xylariales; Hypoxylaceae.
CUUGUAAUAUCUCUGAAAAUAUGCCUUCAUCAACACUACCGCAUCCUGACCAGCACGGCGUAGAGCCUCACCCCGAUAGGCCCCGAAAUGUCGACGGAACAGUAGACUAUGCUCCUCAUCCGGAUAGCUCUCUGAAAAUUUCACCGUCUCGGAGGAAAAUACAACAGAAAAUAAUCAAUCUGUAUUGUGGGCAAGCAUCAGAAGAGAACAUGCAAGUAUAUGCCGAGAAAGCUAUCUAUGACGACCCUUUUAGUUAUUGUGACACAAGAUACAAGAUAGCAGGCCAGUGGUACGGCCUCCCGAAACUCUUCUCUAAGCUUGAAUCGUUGGCAACGGAGGUCACGUCUUCGACAGAGCAUGAACUCAUUUGGAAGCAAAGACAUAAGUAUACAUUUGCGGGUAUCCAUAUAUCAAAAUCUGUGGAUAGCCUAGUAUCCUUGAAGCUUGAGGGCAAGGCCCCUAAUGAGAAAGUCGUUUACCAUAAAGACAUGUGGAACGAGAAGGAUUAUUCCCAUGAAGGUAUAGGAGCUCUAAUGAAGAAGUUGAAUGGGUAAGUCAAUAAAAAGUCCGAAUAUUUAGAUACGAAACUUGCGAGUAGUUCUUUUAGCGAUAAGUUAACAAGCAUUACCAAGCCACCUGAAUCUGUCUAGGACAUCGACUGGAGAAGCAAGGUCUAGCCUGAAUGAGUACCUCGGUAUUAGGUAGCUACCAGUUUGAAUAAAC